Molecule: messenger RNA, 672 nt
Organism: Prunus armeniaca (apricot)
Lineage: Eukaryota; Viridiplantae; Streptophyta; Magnoliopsida; Rosales; Rosaceae
Source: the annotation of a GenBank genome assembly
AUGGACCCCAAUCCAUUCCCUCCACCUGCAAGAGGAAGGAGAGGCAGAGGGGGAAAUUACCCUUAUGCUAAUAACGACAGGAACAGGCAGGGGGCAAACUGGAGGAACCACCCAGGCCUGGAGGAGCCGGAGGAGCACAGGGAAGAAGCUCUGCCUAGACCAUAUAGGGCAGAACCACGAUUCAAUCAUGCCCAGCCAGAACAGGGACAAAACCUUCCCCCUGUUAAUGCUCUAAAUGACGUGGGGGCAUUGCAGAGGAUGAUCAGGGAAAUGAUGGAGCCUGAGGCCAGGAGGGGGGAAAGACCCACCUAUAGGAAGCCAUAUCCACCUUACAUUGAUCAGAUACCCUUGUCCCCAGGCUUUAAAGUACCAAACUUCACUUUAUUCAACGGAGAGGAUCCUCAUGCUUCAUCAGUUGAGCACGUAGGCAGAUUUUCUACCCAAUGCAUAGCCAUAGAGAAUAACCCACUGCUAAAGCUAAGGCUUUUUGGGAAUUCUCUCUCUGGACAAGCUUUCACUGGUACACUACUCUGCCAGCAAAUUCCAUUCAGACAUGGGAGCAAAUGGAGAGCGUCUUCCAUGACUACUAUUACAGGAUUCAGCCAGAAGUCACCAUCAGUGACCUUGCAGCUCUCAAACAGAGUGAAGAUGAACCUGCCCAAGACUUUAUAA